AUGGACUAUCUACUCCUCACUAAAAGAACGCUUCCCAAGUUCCUUCUGCCUUCUGCUGCUGCAUUUGGUGCGAUGGUUCGUCCUGAACGGGCGGACUUAGUGGGCGUAACGAGCGAAACGGUCGGGGUAUUCAAAUAUAAACAACUUUUAUCGCAACUCUCGGCGGACAGAGAAUCGCAAAAUGUACUCCAAGGGCAAGUGUCUAAGAUAUCCAAGCAUGCGCUGCUCAAAGCUAGACUAUGUGAGCGUGGUAGUCUUGGUCAUGCGUAUGCCUCCUUUAUGGACAGCCGGAUGUUUGAACCAAGCGACAGGCCACCCGUCAGAUUUCUCGCUGAUGGAAAGAGUCAGCUCAUUGCAGUCAGGAUGCGUGAAAUCCACGACAUCUUGCACGUUCUCUUUGAUUGUCCAACGACGUUAAGAGGUGAACUCACCCUAAAAGCGAUCGAGUUCGUGCAAUAUGGGAUUCCUGCGCACUGGGCCUCCACGUAUUUCGCAUCAAGUCGGCUAAAUCAUGAAGAACAGUACUUUCUUGCGACCAAACUUUUACCUUGGGCGGUGCGGGCAGGUUGCACGGCAUCAAGGUUGCUUGUCAUAGAUUAUGAGGAGUUCUUCCCGGAGCAAAUAGAUCAUCUACGCAGCGCUUGGGGGAUCCAGGUUGUACCGAAAUCUUUCUCGUGA
Molecule: messenger RNA, 678 nt
Organism: Ostreococcus tauri
Lineage: Eukaryota; Viridiplantae; Chlorophyta; Mamiellophyceae; Mamiellales; Bathycoccaceae
Product: Ubiquinone biosynthesis protein Coq4
Exons: 1
Coding region: 1-678 (225 amino acids)
Biological process (GO): ubiquinone biosynthetic process
Cellular component (GO): mitochondrial inner membrane
Source: RefSeq, a predicted model, not a curated record